AUGCAAACGGCUAUGCUUACCAAUGAAGAGGAUGUGGACGACGACGUACCAUCCAACUUUACGAGUACGACGAGUGGAACUGGGACUGCCAAAGGCGGCUACGACUAUUGGAGCCAGUCGCCAAGUGUCUUACCUAAAAUAAAGAGGAGCAUAGGAAGAUUGGAAAUGAUACAUCACCCCUCCGUCACUCCGCGGUUUCCCUGUUCUGCGUUUACAUUUGAACUUCCAACUCUUUCCAAGAACAAUUCGGAAAUCAUAGAGCGUCUUCUUUCACAAGCUCUUUUCGACCGAAGUAUCCAAGCGGACCCGUUUUGCUGCAGUUGGAUUCAGAUAGAAAAGUGUCAAGGCCACUUUCUCAAACCAAAUUCGACCAAAGUCCGGCGCUUUAGUGUCAAUUGCCACUCUGUUACUCUGUCGGGCUCUGAGCAUUCACCGACAGCGAUCGGCCAUGGAAGGUGGCAGAUGCACGUCUUGUGCUUGAAGAUGAUUCUGUUUGGUGAGCCAAGUUAUUUGGUGCCUUUGGGACCCAAGUAUCAGGAGAUCAUUACUGAUCCUAGUUAUGCUGGCCAAUUUGUUCUAAUGACUAAUCCACAUAUUGGCAACACUGACAUUAAUUUUGGUAGUUUGCAAAGGGAUACAGAUGAUGAAGAAUCAAGUCAAUGCUUUCUAGCAGGACUCAUUAUCCGUAAUCUGAGUAUCAUCAGCACCUCCAACUGGAGAUGCUCUGAAGAACUUGGAGAUUAUUUGGCAUCGAGGAACAUUAUGGGAAUAUAUGAUGUAGACACUCGUGCUAUCACCCGCCGUUUGAGACAAGAUGGCAGCCUUAUUGGUGUGUUGAGCACAGAAGACUCCAGAACAGAUGAAGAACUCUUGGAAAUGUCCCAAACUUGGGAUAUAGUUGGCGUGGACUUGAUUAGUGGUGUCUCGUGUAAGGCUUCUAAUAAAUGGGUUGAUGCCACAAAAUCAGAAUGGGAUUUCAACUUCAACAACAGAGGAAAUGAUGAGACGUUUAAAGUUAAUAUUACAUAG
This is a messenger RNA of Striga asiatica, 1029 nucleotides long. Lineage: Eukaryota; Viridiplantae; Streptophyta; Magnoliopsida; Lamiales; Orobanchaceae. The record is from the annotation of a GenBank genome assembly.